Messenger RNA from Pichia membranifaciens NRRL Y-2026, 543 nucleotides. RefSeq lists its product as hypothetical. The coding region runs from base 201 to 479 and encodes 92 amino acids. The transcript has a single exon. The record is from RefSeq and is a predicted model, not a curated record. Lineage: Eukaryota; Fungi; Ascomycota; Pichiomycetes; Pichiales; Pichiaceae.
AACGCUGUUUGCCUUGACUUCUUGGUCCUCCUCGAUAGUGUUGAUGCCUUCGUUCUUGUGAAGCGAAGCUGCGUGGAUUGAUGGCAACUUGAUGGAGUAACCUUUAAUCAAGCUGUACUCGUGUUGGAUUUCGCCUCCCAAUCCUUUGAUGGACUCCUUGAACUUAUCAGGAGAGCAGCUCUCUUUCAAGGUGACGAUAAAUGUCUUGUGGUCUUCGUUUGUCAUUUUAUGUGUGUUUUUUUAGUAGUGUUUCUGCUGCCAGCCUCUGUUCUCUUUUAUUGGGGUGUGGGAGUACAAUUGAUGUCUCAACCGCCUUCAUGCAAGCAGAAAAGACACUUUUACCGGAGGAAGGGAGGAAGGAGCAACAGCAGCAGCGGCAGGGCGUCUGGCAGCCCAGCCGCCCCAGCACACGAACCUUCGCAGCAACGCCUUCGGCAGAAUCCGCACUCCUCUGCGGCCCUGCGGAUUGGGCUUGUUGAUAAUAGAUAAAGAUAGUGCAGGAUAGGGACUAGGAUAAGAAGAGCUGGCUUUUGGUGCACGGUG